Messenger RNA from Penicilliopsis zonata CBS 506.65, 2006 nucleotides. RefSeq lists its product as hypothetical. Lineage: Eukaryota; Fungi; Ascomycota; Eurotiomycetes; Eurotiales; Aspergillaceae. The transcript is spliced from 6 exons. Bases 429 to 2006 code for a protein of 525 amino acids. Gene Ontology annotation, biological process: transmembrane transport; basic amino acid transport. Gene Ontology annotation, molecular function: basic amino acid transmembrane transporter activity. Gene Ontology annotation, cellular component: fungal-type vacuole membrane. The record is from RefSeq and is a predicted model, not a curated record.
UCGGCUGAUUCAUUAGGAAAUCUGAUGGGCUCUUCGCUCGCGUGCUUUACUGCGGCCAUCCCAUCCAGACCGUGCAUGGCUCGCUGGACUGGACUCCUCUGGGAGAGUUGAUUCAGAUUCUACAGCCUUUUGUUCCAGAGGAUAUCGUGAAGAUGUGUAAACAGAAUAUUGAUAAAAGGUGAUGAUAUCAUCUGAAUAGUACCUGAUAACUAUCCUAUCGCCAUCUCGUCUCAUCUCAUCUAAUUCGACGUCUUAUCCGGCCUAUCUUAUCUUGCUUAUAAAUGGAUCCUUCGAGUGCCCGAUUCAAAACCUGUCUUGGGCGCUUUAUUCUUGAUUCUUCCCUCUCAUAAUCAAUUCGGAUGAUCGAGUAUUGACAUCCAGUUGGAUUCUAUUGUCUUAUUGUUCUAUCCUUUGAAUAAGUGUUAAACAUGGCGACGGAGGAAACCCCCCUUAUCCAACCUCCUCGACAGGGGCCAAGCUUUAGAAGGAAAUUGGUUAUCGCUGCCUUCAUCGGCGUCACCAUGAUUAUCCAGACUACUAAUGUCUCCAUGAUGACCACCACGCAGUCCCUUAUCGCCGCUGACCUUGAUGCCUUUGAUAAGACGACAUGGUUCACAUCUGCCUAUCUAAUCCCCAUGUCGAGUGCCAGUCCGCUAUCAGGCCGCCUCUCACACAUCUUCACUCCAAGAGUCUAUCUCAUCGCCAGCUGCGCGCUCAUGUCUCUCGGUCUCUUCGUCACCGCCUCUGCACACUCGCUAGCCGUCUUCCUUACUGGUAGGGCCAUCGCCGGCUGUGCCGCUGGUGGGCUGAUGGGCACGUCGACCAUUCUUAUUCUUGAGUUGGCGAGUACCAGGCGGCGAGGCUUGUGUCUGGGGAUGUUGAAUGCUGGGUAUACCACGGGAAUAGCUUCGGGGGCCAUCGUUGCGGGCUUGGUGGCGCCUAAAUACGGAUGGCAAGUGAUUUUCUGGUUUCAGGCCUUCAUCAUGCUGGCCAUGACUCUGUCAUUGUUCGUCGCCAUCCCACCCGUCGUGCAAGAAGAGGAGCAGGAUAAUUCACUGCUCGAGAAGCUCGGAAGAGUAGACUAUGCAGGAGCCAUUGCUUUAGCCAUCUCUGUCUUCCUACUGCUCUUCAGUCUCUCGUCAGCACAGAUCCAGACCACCCCCCUCCUCCUAUCCAUCCUCGCAAUCACAGUCUUCCUGGCCAUCGAAUCCAGACUCACCUCCCGCGGCGCUGAACCCAUCAUCCCCAUUUCCAUCCUCAAGAUGCGCAGCGUGGUCUUGACCUGUGCCGCCGGGAUGGCCGCCAUGAUGACCCGCUGGUCCGUCCUCUUCUAUACCCCGAUCUACACCAUGGCGGUGCGUGGCUGGUCGCCCGGAUCGGCAGGGUUGAUCCUCUUGCCUACCAAUGCAGGCUUCGGUCUGGGUGGGUUGGUCGUUGGAGCCGUUCAUAUCAAGGGGGGGGGAGGAUACUACACCUCCUGCGUCGUCAUUCUCGUCCUUCUUUCCAUCUUUACGGCCGCGCUCUCGCUGCUCUCCACCGCCUCCUCGCCCGUCAGCGCCUACAUCCUCGCCACGUUCGUGAACGGCUUCUGCGCCGGCGCCAUGGUCAACUAUACCCUCUCGCACAUCUUGCAUCUAACCGCCACGCCGCUACACUACAUCAUCACCGCGCUGGUGGGCAUGUCGCGCGGGUUCGCAGGCAGCUUUGGGUCCGCGAUCGGCGGCGGGCUCUUCACGCGCGUCCUCAAGGCCCAGCUGGAGAGCGCGUUCCAUGCCCACGAGGUGCCGGACAGCGAGAAGCUCAUUCGUCGUCUGCUCGGCAGUCCUACCCUAGUGUCUUCCCUGGAGGGGGUGGAACGCAAUAUCGCCAUCGAGGGAUACCAGCACGCCACGCGCACUCUUUUUCUCACGGGGGCCGGUCUCGUUCUCGUCGCGGCGGCUUUGCAGGCGGGGACCGGUUGGGAGCCUGAGACCAAGGAAGAAGUGGACGAGAUGAGUGAGGCAUAA